Messenger RNA from Staurois parvus, 331 nucleotides. NCBI's taxonomy places the organism in Eukaryota, Metazoa, Chordata, Amphibia, Anura, Ranidae. The record is from the annotation of a GenBank genome assembly.
AUGGGGCCCCCGGGCAAUAGGGGAUCAUGGGGCACCUGUGUCCUUGUCCAAAUUCGAAAAAGUCUAUGAAAAAGGUACCAGGGGCAUCUCAUGGGGCCCCCUACUGUCCCUGGGCCCUCGGGCAGUGCCCGAGUUUCCAAAUGGUCAUCCCGCCCCUGACAUGGUGUCGCUAUAUGAAAAAAAAAAUAUAUAUAUAUAUAUAUUUUUUUUUUUUUUAUUAUAUUUAAUUUUUUAUUACAUUUUUUUUUUUUUUUUUAAGAUUUUUUUUUUUCAUAUUUUACUAUGACCAAAGUAGUACAAUGUUACCAUAGUAACACUGUACUACUUUGGG